UGCAAUGUUUAUCACAUAGAAAGGCUGAAACAUUAAGGUCCAACAAUAGGGGGAUGUUUAAAUUUUGUCAGAUGCAUGCAAUGAAAUACAACCAUUAAAAAUUGUUCUUGGAGAACUUCUUAAUGAGGUGGAAAUGUUUACAGUGUAAAGUCUGGUUUAAAAAAAAAUGAAUGUAAAAUCUACAUACAGUAUGGCCCUAAAUAUUUGACAUAUAUACAUAGAAAACAAACACACCAAAAAGUUUACAAAUGGUUAUCCGUGGGCAGAAGAAUUGGAAAUUAUAUUUCCUUCUUUAUACUCAUCUGCAUUUAAAAAAUUGUCUACAAUGCAUAGCCAUUACUUUUAUAAUCAAGGGAAUAGAAAACAACAAAUCUGUAAUAGCCUCCACACCCCACCCCCAACAGACUCUCCUGGGUCUUAACCCCAGACUAAAUUGCUCUUGGGAUCUUUAGGAAUUUUGAAGCCGUUGGGCUCUCAACGAGUAACAAAAUAAAUCUUGAAAUUAAAAAUCAACCAGCAGGUAACCAUGUAGAAUGUCAUCUAAAUUCUGACAAAAUGCAAAUUUUGACAUAGUUUUAAGGGGUGGUAUCUUGCAUUGGGCUAGGUCUCAUUAGGACUUCCCCCUUGAUUCAGACCUACCUACCUAUUACCUACCUAAUCAGCCCAUAGGUGGCAAUCCCUGCCCUCCACCUUACCCAGGCAAACCGGUUCACUAGUCCCUUCAUGCUCCUCCCUAGUCCCAUCAGCAACACACCCUUCACCUGGUAACCCUCCCCUAUUUCCAGACCAUUUGGUACGCCAUCCCUGCUAGGAAGUGCGUACUGAUUGCAGCUAAGCAUAGAUCUCCCCACCUACACAACACCAGCAAAAAUCUCAGCGGGGUUCACUGUCUACAUAGAAUAGAGUUUGGGAAAUGAAGGAGUGAGUCAUCCCCCUUGGCCUCCAGCUUCUUAAUGUUGUCUUUGAGCCUCUGGGAUCUUCCCUAACUCUAAACACAGCUUCCUCCCCUCCUACCCUAUUCACCAGAUGGCUCCUUAAAAGGCCCUCCCUGAACCCUAGGCCCCCACUCAAGUGUGCUCCUUAAUUCUCUGAAGAACACUUCUCUUAGCCUCUGGCCCGUAGCCCACUGUGAGGUCAGCCUCCCCCCGAGAUCAGACCACUCUCUGCCGACACUGGACUUGGGAGGGAACGCCUGCAGCUUCACACAGAUCCUUGGCCAGAACAGUUUCCCAAAGCAUCACCUAUGCUUAGAUCCUUCUCGAACCAAGCUGCUCACAGCUCUUGUUUCUCAGCUUGUCCAGCCAGCCCUGUCACCCCUGACCCCACUGCCCCAACACUGUUUACAGCACCAUGCAGCUGUACCCAGCUGUACUUAGGUCUUCAAAUGGUUUUAGCCACGCCCUGCCCUGUCACUCAAGGCCCUCGCUGGCUAGGCCCAAUGCCCCCACUUUGCUGUCCUCAACUGGCUGGAAAUAUCCCAUUUCCCAGUCUUCCCUGAGCAGUUUGCACCUCAGGCCUCCACACCUUUUCUCAUGCUUUCCUCUCCCCAAAAGACUUACUCCCCUUUCUAUUGUUGUUCUGCUUCUCUGAUCAAAGUCUGUUCAUUUAGUCGCUCCCUCCUUUCUUCUACAGAAUUUUUCAGUUAAAUAUGCUUAGAAUUGUUUUUCCUACCAGGGGUGGAGGUUAGGUUUUAAACAGCCCUGAAUUCUCCAGCAGUGUUCCUUUAAUUAAACUAUUUCUCUGUGAAUUUACCCCUCCUCUUCCUUUGGACUGGAAGGUCCUGAAGGCAAUUCCUCAUUAUGUGUCCCCAACUCCAGCCGGGACAAGGCUUUACCCACAGUCCCCGCCACUGAGGGUAAGACAGAUCUUGAGAUCUCCCCUUAGCUCAGGAAACAGGACCAAACUUGUUGGGAAAGGGUGAGUCUUUUUUUCACUCAAAAUGAUUUGGUUAUCAGGCUGUGAACUAGGACUCCUGAGCUCUGCUGAUUCUGAUACUAGUUUAUUAAGGUAAGGAUCAUCUUUCUGUGCUUCUAAAUGGGAAUUGCACCUACGUGCUUUACCUGCUCCACCAGGACACUGAAUUCAAAUGUGGUAAUAAAGUAGAACAGCCACAGGAAAGGCACAGGAGCUGACGACGGGAAGCAGAAGGUCAUUGGCGCCAGAAUGGGUCAGCAUAAUUAGAGGCCAGGCGAGGGUCAGGAGCUUCCUUACUCAGCUUAGUAGUGGGAAUGGGAACCCAGCAAACUAGGAAACAAGUAGAAGCAGCACAGAAGUUUGCAGAGGUGGUAGCUGAAAAAGGAACGCUCGAACAUUUUCCCCGUGCGUGAAACAAGUUCGUGGUUCCUUUCACAAUACAAGCGCUACUGUUAGCAAGCUCAUGCAUUUGCCUUUUUUGUCCAAGUUUUCUUUCACUGGCUGCUUAUGUGGGGGUAGUAGAAAGAUCCCCUGAUUUAUGUUUAUUAAGCUUACAUGACCUUAAACAAGUUACUUAACCCUCAAGCCUCAGUUAUCUGGUCUAUAAACUGGGGACAGAACACUUACCUUGAAGUUAGUGUGAGAAUGAAUUGAUAGGAGCCCCAUAACUUGUCUAGCACAGUUCCUGGUAGUCCCCUGCUCUGAACAGAGAAGGUUUCGGUACAGCUCUGGCCUGGGUGUAGGUUACCAAUAUUGUGAGUAGGCUACGGCAGCGCUAGGGAGGUAUAAUUACUGAAACUUUAUAGCCAAGAUUCCAAGACAGUCACAAUUUCAAAGACUCUCUCCUGUUCUCUUAAGUCAAGAAGCAUUUGCCAAGUUUUGACUGGGAAAACAUGAUCACUAUGGAAGGCACCUUGGCGGCUACCUAUUUCUCCAUCAGCCCUGAGAGUCUGGGCUCCAGGCCCAAAGCUUCUCAGCCAGACACUCAAAUAUGCAGCUGAAAGGCGGAAGGAGGAAGAUGCUCAGCAGUGGCUCAGGGCACCUAGUAGGUAGGAGACCCAGGUGCUACCUCCCACCUUCUCCGGCCCAGUGGACUGCAGCCCAUUUCCACACUACAAGGAAAGAGCAUGUUAAACCCUUCGAACUCAAGUUAAAUCCUCAGGUCCUUGGCUGCACAUUAGAAUCACCUGGGGAAAUUUGGAAAUCUUCAUGCUUGGACUGUAUUCCAGACCAAUUAGAUCAGGUAUUUUCAAACUUGCCACAGGAUGAUAAUCACCUAUAUUAGCUUAAAAUAGUUUCUCAGGUUCUGGAAUUAGCACCAUUACCGGAACGUAAUGAUUCUAAAACACACCCCUUUAAAAACAUAGAGGAUAUAAAAAAACAAAACAAAAAACAUACAGGAUAUGUUAACAUCUUUGAAAUCUGAGUGAUCUUCCAAUCGGUGGUAUCUAAGAUUUUUUUUUUAAGAUUUUAUUUAUUUAUUUGAGAGACAGCGAGAGAGGGAACACAAGCAGGGGGAGUAGGAGAGGGGGAAGCAGGCUUCCUGCUGAGCAGGGAGCCCAAUGCAGGGCUCAUGACCUGAGCCCGAAGGCAGACGCUUAACAACUGAGCCACCCAGGCGCCCUGGUGAUAUCUUAAGAUUUGAUGACACACAGAAACCAGCAUCUCAGGUGAUCCUCAUAAUUAGGCAGGUCUGAGGAAAAAACAGUUCCCUAAUACUUUCUAGGGCAGCACUUCCCAAAUUCUAACAUCCUUAGAGUCAUCUGCAAUUCUGUUACAACGUAGGUUCUGGAUCAGAAGGUCUAGGUUAGGGCCUGAGAUCCUACAUUUCUAAGAAGCUCCCAGGUGAACGGUGCUAGGCCUUGUGCCACAUUUUGGGUCGCAAAAUGCUGAAGUAUCUCCUCCUGGGGAGGCUCCACCAGCAACUCAUUUAAUUAAACUGAAAUAACUGACAUAAGGAAAUAUGACCAAUGGAGAGAGUCUUUGAUAGGUCUGAGAGGCAACUACUGGACUGCACUCCAGCAUUUCUCCCCAGGAAGGGGCAGCAGGGAUGAAGGCCAGAGGGAGGGCCAUCCCAACCUUUGCAAAGCUGGAGGCUAGAGUCCAAUAAUUUCCCAAGGAAGCAGUUUGCUAUAUGAAGCAGCAGACCCCCACUCUAAAUACCAGCAGAAGUUCACUCACCAAGUGAAGUUGGGCCUCAGGUGGCUUUAGUGGGUUGAGGGGAAGCAGCCCCCUUCUGUCUACACAUACCCUUUCUCCUUCCUUCAUUUAGUCACCAAACCUUUACCGAGGGUCCACUGAUAAACCACAAGGUCUGAAGGAUUCAAAGAUGAAUCACAUUUGGUCCCUGAGCUCCAGGGGAAGGAAUUCAGCCUGGGGGAAACCACAUGUAACGUGAAGUACAAUAUGAAGUGAUAAGUGCUAUUAACAGAAGCACACACAUGACGAGAUGAGCCAACAUAAAGGAAUGACGCUGAGAGCUUCCCGGUGCAGCAGCCACUGGAGGAGCUGGAGGAAACAUUUCUAAUCUUUCCAGGAAGGGCACCACCCUAAACAAAAACUCCUUGCCAGGAGCAGCCUGCUAUGAUGGAGAGGGUGCUUUGAUGCCUUGAAGCCCUUAAAACCAAAACUGUACAAUCUGGAGCCUCAGGAUGGGCAGAGCUUCCUGCAUUUAUGCCUCUAAUCUCUAGCACUAAGAUGCAAGUGAAUCCAGGGAAGGAAGAGACUUUUAGGGGAUCAGCCCCUCAAAAGGAUGGGGGCAGCCAUGAUCUCAUUCCAGAGAGCUUCAGUACCUGCAUCCUAUCCUCCUGUGUCAGAAUCCCGCAGAGCAUUUUCCUAGUUACAGAAACACAAGUCUUUGCCCUUUGUCAUAUUGAGCUCUUAAUUGGCUUUGACCCAACACAUUGCUGGAUAUAAAGGCUACAAUCCCUAGACUAAGUAGAUCUCCAGCUGGGUAGGGAGUCUCAGCCAAGACAGGCAGGGUACAAGAAUCUAGAACUUGCUCCCUCACCGAGCCCCCUAUAGACCAGCUUUUGAGGAGGACUACAACGAAACGGAUCCUCAAUCCCAAUUUACUUUUUCCUUAUUUUCCAUCUCACAUAGGAAACUCUGGAGAAGAAGCUUAAGGGCCGGAAGAAGCAGCUGAGGAGGAGACAGCAGAAAGAUGGGGAGUGGAGCCAGUGCUGAGGACAAAGAACUGGCCAAGAGGUCCAAGGAGCUAGAAAAGAAGCUGCAGGAGGAUGCUGACAAGGAAGCCAAGACAGUCAAGCUGCUAUUGCUGGGUGCUGGAGAGUCAGGAAAGAGCACUAUCGUCAAACAGAUGAAGAUCAUCCAUCAGGAUGGCUAUACACCAGAGGAAUGCCUGGAGUAUAAGUCCAUCAUCUAUGGGAAUGUGCUGCAGUCCAUCCUGGCUAUCAUCCGGGCCAUGUCCACACUAGGUAUUGACUAUGCCGAACCAAGCUGUGUGGAUACUGGGCGACAGCUCAACAACUUGGCUGACUCCACUGAGGAGGGCACCAUGCCUCCCGAGCUGGUGGAGGUCAUCAGGAAGUUGUGGAAGGAUGGUGGGGUGCAAGCCUGCUUCGACCGAGCUGCAGAGUACCAGCUCAAUGAUUCGGCAUCUUACUACCUGAACCAAUUAGACCGGAUUACAGCCCCUGACUACCUCCCUAAUGAGCAAGAUGUGCUUCGAUCCAGAGUCAAAACCACAGGCAUCAUUGAGACCAAGUUUUCAGUCAAAGACUUGAACUUCAGGAUGUUUGAUGUGGGAGGGCAAAGAUCGGAGAGAAAGAAGUGGAUCCACUGCUUUGAGGGAGUCACCUGCAUCAUUUUCUGUGCGGCCCUCAGUGCCUAUGACAUGGUGCUAGUGGAGGAUGACGAAGUGAAUCGUAUGCAUGAGUCAUUGCACCUCUUCAACAGCAUAUGUAACCACAAGUUCUUUGCGGCUACUUCCAUUGUCCUCUUUCUCAACAAGAAGGACCUCUUUGAGGAAAAAAUCAAGAAAGUCCAUCUCAGCAUUUGUUUUCCAGAGUAUGAUGGAAACAACUCUUAUGAAGAUGCAGGGAAUUACAUCAAGAGUCAAUUCCUUGACCUCAACAUGCGAAAAGAUGUCAAAGAAAUCUACAGUCACAUGACCUGUGCUACAGACACGCAGAAUGUCAAAUUUGUAUUUGAUGCAGUUACAGAUAUUAUCAUCAAAGAAAAUCUCAAGGACUGUGGGCUCUUUUAAUUCUCAUCACUCUUCAUGUACACAUCCCAUAACCAGGCUUGGAAUCCGGCUAAUUUCAAGCAGAAAAGCAUAGAUCAAUAUACCAUGGCAUGAAGAGUGAAUCCAUUCUCUUUAGAGAUGGACUUAUACAUGAUUGCAACUGUGUCCCGUAUGUUCUUUUCAAAGUGGGAUAGCUAGUGCAGUUUAAAGAGCAUAAGGCCAGGAGUCAGAAGACCUAGGUGCCAGCACUGGUUCUUUAACUUACUACAAGGUGUUAAGUAUUUCAUUCCUCUGAGCCUUGAGUCACUCAUCUAUAAAGUAAAGAUAACUUCCCUACUACUUCACAGGGUUAUUCUAAUGAUCACAAACAUAAACUGAAGGGAAGGAGCAUAAAAGCUGUGUGGUUAGAGUCACAGAAAGAAAUCCUAUAUAAAAGCAGCCACUAAGGAAAUUCAAGACAAAAUAUUUAGACGAACUAUCCAAGGAAAGCAGCAAACCUUCCCUACGUUCUGCAAAAUAAACAAUUAAAAACAAGACCUCAAUAAACCUACCACCAUUUUUUACAAACAGACUCUCUGUACCUUAGCUCAGAGAUCUGAAUCACUGGAUUGGAGAUGUAAGUUUCUAAGGUACAUGUCCAAAACCGAUCAUCUUUAUUAAACAGACUAUCCCUCUGCAAGCUGCCCAACUGCCAUCUCUCUGUAAAUAACUGUCUCAGGUAUAAAAGACACUUUUUUUUUUAAAGUAGGCUCCAUGCCCAGCGUGGAGCCCAAUGUGGGGCUUGAACUCACAACCCUGAGAUCGAAACCUGAGCUGAGAUCAAGAGUCAGACGCUUAACCGACUGAGCCUCCCAGGUGCCGCUCAGGUAUACAAGACACUUUCUGAAUAAACUUGGAAGAAUUCAACACACUCCCACUUAGAGUAUUAAUGAUUUUAUUGCUACCACUUCUUGAUCACAGAAUUUUUUUUUUUGUAAGUGUAUUUAUUUAAGCAAUCUCUACACCCAACGUGGGGCUCGAACUCACAGCCCCGAGAUCAAGAGCUGCACGCUCUAUCGACUGAGCCAGCCAGGCGUCCCUCAAUCACAGAAUUUAGAGUAGGUAAGCAAGGCUAAAAUUCCCAUUUCAACUGCUACGUUUCAGAGCAAAAAAAGGCAGCUGAUCUUGCUUUAGGCACUGAAAAUCUCUGCAGUUGAAUCCAUGUGAUGCCUGGCUGAAAACAGUAUCUCCCCAUACAGGACAACAAGUAAAUUAUUUCUUUGAACUCCUCUGAGGGGAAACGAAGCUUGCAUUUAUCUUGACAGGAGGUGGUGAAGUCAAGUACAGAUUUAGCAUUUACAACUACCAGUGAGGAAAGCUCUUGGCAUCCAAGAUUUAGUAUAUAAAAGAAAGUGUCAAUUAAAAUGAAAAUCUGCUCCUUGCCAGAAACACAUAUUCACACUUAGGCUGCUACUAGCAAUAUUGAUACUAGAGAGCCAUAUGAGCUUGAAAUACAUUGAAGAAUAAAUUUGCAGCUGUUAAAAUUGGAUUCAUUUAAUAGUCUUUCUGAUUCCAUGAAAAGAAAUCAACUUGAGACAAUUACCAGAGAAAUAAGGGAAAGUACUCUAUUGCUGAUUAAAAAACUUCACCAAAGGAAAAACCUGGGCAAGACUUCAUGCAUGCAAGAGCUGUUCAGGGACUACAUUCUAAAUGGCAUAUUCCAACUAUCACUAACCUAUUUGUUUUAACUCAAUAUACAGGGAUUAUGAUUCUUUUUUUUGGUAUCACGGAUCCCUCCAACAGUUUGAUGAAACCUCUGGACCUCUUCUCAGAAUAUUUAAAAAUGCAUAAAAUAAAAUUCAGAGAAUUACAAGGGAAACCAACAUACUAGGAAUACACUUCUAUCUUUGGAGCCCUGAAGCCCCAGGUUAAGAAUCCUCACUUUGGCUAAGAUCUUGUCUAUUCAGGUCCCAAAUCUAAUGUAUCUCACUUAUUCGAUCUUCAAUUAGGGUAGCCCAACCUCCCCACAAAUUGUACCAGAUUGUUUGCUUCUAUUAUUAUCUUUUCCUUGAUCUUUGACUCCAGGCAGGACUUGGUUAUAGGCCAAACUAUAAGAGCCCACCCCAGGCUUCUUGGUUAUAGAUGUUCAUAUAGAACCAGCCCUCUAGUCCUAGCAUGAAAACAGAGCCAGUGGGUCUUACCUUCUGGUAUUCUACUCACUCUGCUAUCUUUAUCUUUUGUUUUUGCUUUAUUUUAAAUUUACACCAUAGUGCUAAAUCUUAUGCAUCAUCAGAAAUUCUUUUUUGUAACGAGGUAGGUCAGAACCAGUUCAACCCUAUUUUCAUGAACGGCGAUCUUAAUUCUUAAAAUGAUAAAACUAGAAGGAAUUUUAAAAUAGUCCAGGCACUGGACUGUUCACUAGCAACUUAUAGAUAAGAAACUGAGGCCCAGAGACGUGGAAUGUCUUCAUCAAGAUCAAACUGCUAGGAUGUCGGAGAACUAGAACUCCAAAACAGGUCUUCUGAAUCCCAAGCCAGUGUUCUAUCAUGCUGCUGAAAGCCCACCAUAUACUAUAAAGUCAAAGUCAAUUUUCUCAUUUCCCUAAGCUCUUCCCAUUCUCAACCAAAUUUUGGUUAUUUUUAAAUUAUGCCAUCCUAAAUCAUAGAUAUUUAACAGUAUCCUCUCCAAACUGAAUACAAAUCAGCCUCAAAUUUGACUGUGAAUUUAGCAUAAAACAAAAAUAUAAAUAGCUUUAAGUUUGUUUGUUGAAGGUGUAAUUAAUUUUCUGUUCAUACCCUUAGAGGGCAGAGAUCUGAAUCCAAUUCCCUUACAGUGCACUGGACACUGUUGACAAUAAGCCAAAUGUGAAUUAGGUUUCACUUCUUGAGAAUCUGAUGACAGCUGCUUUUCUUUUUCUACAAAAAUACAGUUAUGAUUAACACAAAAGGACAAAUAUUGUAUGAUUUUUCACUUAUAUCAAGUAUCAUGGUAGUCAAAUUUAUAAAGACAAAGUAGAGUGAUGGUUACCAGGGCUGGGAGGAGGGGGAAUGGGGAGUUAGUGUUUAAUGGGUACAGAGCUGCAGUCUGGGAAGGUGAAAAAAGUUCUGGAGAUGGAUGGUGGUGAUAGCUGUGCCACACUGUGAAUGUACUUCAGACCACUGAACUAUGUACUUAAAAAUGAGUAAGAUGGUAAAGUUUAUGUUACGUAUGGCUUACCACAAUAAAAAAAUAGUGGAAAAAAAUACAAUGUAAUUGGAAAUGUGCUUUUAUGUUCUGUGGGUAAAAGCAGUACAAAAACUCAGUCUUAAAAGCAAUGUAAGAGACACAUUUACUUUUAACAGUUCCUACUGUGAUAAAAAGUUCACUUACAUAUACCCCAUAUAGUCCAAAUCCGGGUAGCCCCAUCCCCAAGGUAAGAAAUAACAGCAUUCAAAACCCACUCUAUCAUUGGAGAUGUGCCGUAGACCAAAGUGUGCUGGCCAUGCUGGGUGGAGAAGGUGGUGAAGGGUGAAGAGCUCUUACCUCCCACUGCCCUCUCUACCCGGCACAGCCCCCGGAGCACAGAUUCCAGAUGGACUUCAGUGUCGGCCCAGGGACUACAAGUGUGCCUCAGCCUCUGGUGUUCCUGCUAGGUAAAAGCAUGAAGACAUUCCUGUGAGGUCCAAAAGACACAGUGCAGAGUUUCUGCCUUUUGGCCACGAAAAAGCAAGCACUAGUAUUAACAGAAAUAAAGAACUGGAUUUAAACACAAAACAAAGCAAAGACCCUUCUUUUCACCCGGCUUGACAAAUUGCAGAGCCAUUUAUAGUUGAACUUCAUCUCAGGCGUUCAAAAUGAGUAUGGCACAGUGAUGCUGAGAAGACAGCCGGCUACAAUGAAUACAUCCGUUGGUACGGUCUUAAAAGAUGACUUGUUUUGCCGUACAGUAUCAUCUGGAGUAUUGUAAAGAGUAUUUACAAAGCACUUUUAAAUACGUUAUUUCAAUUGGAUCACAACCAUAGUACAUCAUAGCUGGAAGGAAUAACUUAGUCUACCUUUAGGUAACAGAUGAGGAUUUAAGAGAAAGAUUUCAUAGGUGGUUGGAGGCGGGAAAAAACCAGAACUGGGUGUGACAAACAGCCCUCUCAAUAAGAUUCUGAGAGGUCUCAGGAACUUUAUCCUCCGUGAGCAAAAAUGAAGAGUUAAAAAGAACAGUUAAUUUCUUGUGAUUUGUUAGGACUGCUGGGAAACUUACAUUUAAAUAAGGCUCUAGGUAAAAAUGUUUGGAUGAUAAGGAAUAUGGGGGCAGGAGUGGGGGGCGGUAGUAGAGGAUAGGAGAAAGAUAAACCACACUUUACAGAAUUUAAUAUUCCACCUGUCAAAGUUAUCUUACAUCUGGAUGCUAAUACAUUGAGAUGGUGUAUCCCAGCAGCGUAUUUACUAAUACUGGACUAUUUCUGCUACCUUGUUGAUUCCCACGAGAUUUCAGGGAAACAUUAGCAGCAAGCAUACAAAGACUUUUCUAUUUGACUCCCCAAUCAUUCCCCUUCUCUACCCCUUCCCCAGCCUUGUCCCAAAAAGACUUUCCAGUCUAUAAUUUAGAGCUAGGUAGCUUUGCUCUUUAUCCACCAACGGUAAAUGAAUAUUCAUGUUAUUACAUAUAUAUAGCUAGACCUCUAUCAUGGGAUUUUAUCUUUGAUGUUUCUUUCAAUUUUCACUGAAUAAAUGCAGUAACACAAAUGAAACAAAUGUCUGGAAACUCCAAGUUUCUUGUUUUGUCUUAAUUUUGUAUAAAAACUAAAUACUCUGUAUCAAAAGUGUAGGAAUGUUCUUUGACUAAACAGUUCUCUUACUAAUUUUUUUGGUGAAAGGCACUCUAAGUCAUGUACAAAAGGUGCUUAUUUAUUGGCAAAUAAAAAAUACCUCAAUCGUUUACUAGUAACUUUUAAGGUUCUAUGUCUACUAUUUAUGUUGAUCUUUUUAAAAAAAGAUUUAUUUGUUUGUUUUUGGGGGGGAGAGAGGGAGGGAGAGAGGGAAGGAGGGAAGGAAGGGAGAGAAAAUCUCGAGCAGACUCUGAGCCGGGCUUGAUCUCUCAACCCUGAGGCCAUAACCUGAGCUGAAACCAAGAGUCUGAUGCUUAAGUGACUGAGCCACCCAGGGACCUCAUUUCUGUUGAUCUUUAACAUAAGGUCCUAUUCAGUUGUCCACAAAUGUUGGCCCAUGUUAGCUUCAUGAGAACCACACAGGAGUUUAUUUAAAAAUACAUGUUCUCAGGAUCUGUCUCCAACAUCUCAAUUUAGUAGAGUUUAGCCAGGGAAUCUGCAUGUUAAUCAUGAACCUCAGGUAUCUACUGCUAUUAUAACCUUCUCUAUUAUCUUUCAUUCCUAAGAAGACUUGAGUCAAGCCAGGUAUGUAAGCCUGACAUAGUAUCAGAAAAAAACUGUCCUGUCCUGACUUGUUCUGGAGUCCUAGCAGAAGUAAUUCAUACAAGUUAUGAGAAAAUGGGGGCGGGGGGGGAGUUAAAAACUAAACAAAGGUAAAGGAACAAAGAUCCUGACCAUCCAGAAAGUUUGUUCCCCAGUGCCUCACCUCACCUAAAUCUUUUACUUCCGGAGGGUUGAUAGCAAGACCAACUUUCAAUUUCAGGCCUCGAAGCAGCCUGGUGUGCUCUUGUGGUUAGACAGCCAUAAAGCUAUGUGGAGAGCUGUGGCUGGUCUAGGUCAGAUCUCUGACUUGUACUAUGAAGCCUGAAGAACACAAAAAUGACCUGGCGGUACUGGGAAACUGAAAUAACUUUGUUCUUAAAGCCAGUAUAAGAUAUGAAGGAUUUCACAAGCAGUAAGAGUGAAGAAAAUUAGUGCUGUUUUAGGUAUGUUUAAAUACGUAGAGGACUGUGGUUUUCUGAACAUCUGGAAGAUCAACCAAAGGUAGGUUUUUAAAUGGAGGGAAAGACUAACUUUACCUUUUAUGUAACUGCCAAUACAGCAACCAGUUCUGCAACAGGACGCUCCAGAAGGCUAAACAAAUGUACACAUACAUGAAGUAACUAGUCAGGCUAGGUAAGCAAUGUCCAAAGAAAGUUACAGCUACAAAUCAGAGAACAGUGGCCAAAAUAUAAGAAUAUAAGGUGGGCAAAUGAAUUAGAAGAACCAGCAGUUAUUUUUAAAUACUCUAAUGUGCAUGUAAUAAAACACAAUAGAACACGUAAGAGAAUAAGAAACAAAGCAAGAAGAUAGUUUUUAAAAUUUGGUCCAUCUAUUCUUAGAAUGCAGCACCUUUUAAAAAAAAUAACAAUUCAUCACUGGAAAUAAUAAAAUGAUACACUGAACUAGAGAUAGAGAUUUAGAAUUCAAACCGUCCUAGAUGAAAUGUCAUCCCAAGAUCCACUUUGAAUAACUGUAAAACUUCUUGGAAUUUUCAUGCCAGGAGGUGAAAUCUUUCGCAAGUCUGAAUUAUAUGAUUGGGGAAGAAUGGCCAUCAAGAAUACCUCCUCUUUACAUAGAGCCUAAUGAAUGGCAUUUUUUUACAGCCCAAGGUUUUAAUCAGGUGAAGAUGUGACUGUCAUCAAAAUAAAGCUAUUGUUGUAGUCCUUCCUACUAGGGUCUAUUUACUGUUCUUUAUUCAUUAAAGUUAAUUUUCUUAUAUGUGCUGGUUUCUUAGAUGGUCCAAGGCCUGGCCACAUGAAUACUGAAAUGUGGUCCAUCACAAACCUCCAGCAUUCUCUGCAGAAAAGAUACAAGGCAACUUUUAGUUUCUUUGAUUACAAAUAUCAAUCCUUUUUCUCCAGGCUAAUACACAUGAUGUUUCACCCCCGCACUCUGGCUCUGCUAUGAAAAAAGAUCUUUUAUUUCAAAAUACAACAGGGAUUCGCAAAGCUGAUGAUCAGAAUCACCUUUUAUAAAAUUACAGAUCACUAGCCCACCGGCCAAGAGUUAAUUGCUGAGAUGGAUCCUGGUGAUUUUGACUUAAGGCAUACUUGAAAACCUCUGACUUGAAUUGUGUCCCUGUGUCCUCAAGGAAUGUGCAUUUAAAUAAGUUACAUGGAAUGGUGGGGUAGGGGGUGAGAUCUUCAUGUAAAUAUAGAACAAAGGUAUAUGGUAUAAAGGCAGAAAAGUGGAGAACUACUAUUUUUCAUUAACAGAAAAGCUAAAAAAUGAACCUAACAGACAGACGUAUUCAAAUGAAAAUACAAAGUGCAUUUCCAAGUAUAAUUAACUUACUUAGAUUAUUUGUUAUUUUGGAUUAUCAACAAUACCAUCCCAUUAGCCCUGACUAUAGAAAGACUACAGUUAAAACAAUAUUCCACCAGUUCUCAUUUCCAGAUGAUCCUAUAUCACAGAAUACAGUAAGGAAAAGAUAUAUUCAAAAGGAACAAGAACUAUCAACUUAUGUGGGCAUUGAGUUAAUCACCAAUUGAAGUUGAUCAUUUUCUUUUAGAUCCAGUUUUCCCAACCCUAAAAAAAAAACAACUGUUUAGACAAUAACAGUUAUACCAUCUGCAUAGUUAUACUUUUCCAAAAAGAAUAAGAAAAAAAAAUUCCAAUAAAGGCACUGAACUGCUGUGGCUUGCUUUCUGAACCAGCUUUGAUGACCACGAACCUUUUUGUUUUGUUUUAAACUAGAAAAAGGUUACAUCAAAAGAUGACACAGAAUCCAAUCCAAAAAGACUGGACCCCAAAAGGCACUGCUCAAACUGCUGAUUUGGAAUGCUCAAAAUGCAUUCUCUUCAUCUGCCUUCCCCCAAAGGCCCAUUAUUUAAGGACAUUUGCUGUACAUUAUACAAAAGGACUGCAGGCUGAGGUGAAUAAAGCUCUCCACAAAACCAAAAUGUAAACCUGGAAAAUGGAUUAUGACUGCAUGUCACUUACACAGAUAGGACAUAAGACCCUCAGUCAGGCCAAGAUUCAACAAUACCAUUACACCAAAAGACUAGCCCUUCAGGGAACCCUCUACCUGAACCCAUUCUCAGACAAAGGCCAAAGCACAUUCAGCAGGGACAAAAAGAAACAGAACAAAAUAUUUCCAGAAAGGUCUAGUUACAAACAGGAACAAACCUGGACUCUUUACUCACCAUUUUAAUACUGCUGCCAACUAUAACAGAUUAAAAUCUGUACACACAACAAAGUGGAAAAAGUCCCAAAAUGCAAUAGUUUCGGCAAAAGAAGGUACUGACUAAGGAUUACUACAAUUAACAUUGCUACAAUAAAAACAAUGGCAAACAGGGAUUUGGCACCACAUUUACAAAGUAAAAGCAUGCAUUGUUAAUACACUUUAGAUGUUUCCCAACAGAAAAGGCCAUGGAGAUGGAAAACAAGGGGCAUCUUUUACAGAACUCCCUAUGACUGAGACAAACAAGCAAGAACCAAAGGGGUCAAUUUAGAAGAUCUGUAGCAGCAAAGUCACUGUUUCUGUUUGGAAUUUAGCAAUUUGCAUUUCUCAUCGACAGCUGCCCUGGGUGUGUCUGUAUCCAAGAAG
Messenger RNA from Zalophus californianus (California sea lion), 14554 nucleotides. It is a transcript of the gene GNAT2, whose product is annotated as G protein subunit alpha transducin 2. The transcript has 8 exons. Lineage: Eukaryota; Metazoa; Chordata; Mammalia; Carnivora; Otariidae. The record is from RefSeq and is a predicted model, not a curated record. Gene Ontology annotation, biological process: detection of chemical stimulus involved in sensory perception of bitter taste; adenylate cyclase-modulating G protein-coupled receptor signaling pathway. The coding region runs from base 5078 to 6142 and encodes 354 amino acids. Gene Ontology annotation, cellular component: photoreceptor outer segment; photoreceptor inner segment; heterotrimeric G-protein complex. Gene Ontology annotation, molecular function: G-protein beta/gamma-subunit complex binding; GTPase activity; GTP binding.